Messenger RNA from Daldinia decipiens, 1576 nucleotides. RefSeq lists its product as uncharacterized. Lineage: Eukaryota; Fungi; Ascomycota; Sordariomycetes; Xylariales; Hypoxylaceae. The transcript is spliced from 2 exons. The record is from RefSeq and is a predicted model, not a curated record. Bases 536 to 832 code for a protein of 98 amino acids.
UUCGAUUAGAGGGGGGGGGGAUAAGGGGUUAUUUACUACAUUAGGCGUACGUUCCUAUCUGUCCUGCAUUACUUAUACCGUGCUGUGUACCUAUAUACGAACAAACGACACACUCACAUGCACACUCGAAUAGGCAAUCGAACCUGCCUGCCAUUGGUAGCUGCACAAUAAAUUUCGAGAGCCCACCGCCCACCUCGUUGCCUAAGGAGCAAGUCACGGGAGGUAACCUAACAUAGCACGGGUCGUUUGCACACAACAACUUAUUCAAUAAGUUAUUUUUUUCUUUAGCAGCGGGAGUUCUAGGGUCACGCCGUAAAGCCCUAAUCAUUGUGACUUUAUUUCAACCGCCACGUCUAUUUAUUAUUCGGAUACGGUUCUAGUUUCAUCGCACAUCCGACAAAAGGACUGCAAUACCUAAUAACCAUCACUCCUUUGUCCACGCUAUCUCGAUACGCGAUACUCGAUAUUUGAUACGCGAUAUUUGUUACUCUUCAUACAUUUCUUCGCGAGUCUUCACGAGUCUUCACUACUCACCAUGUCGACCCAACCUACCGAGACAAUGGGUUCAUCUGUCGCAACCACCAUCCCGACUGCUUGCGAGAGCAAGGGUGACGGCGGUGCAGAAGCCCCUUCCUACACUCUGGUCUAUACCAUUCUUUGCCUGCUCCCUGUUCUCUUUGUCGUGGUUGCUACCUACUUCCGUGACAGAGAGACCACGGCUCACGCGUUCCUGUUGAAGGGCCUUCGCAUGUUUGCCAUUAGAUUUGGCUGCAUCGUCAUCGGCAUCUUCUCCAUGCCCAUCCUCUGCCUCCACUACGUCGACAAGUACUAGGGUUCCUGGUCGACUAUCAUCUUCGGCCGCCGUCGCAACGCCGGAGAUCUCGAAGGCGCUCAGGAGAAUACCAACGACGUGAGCGACUUGGAUCUUGACGAUGAUGACGAUGACGACGCCGACCUUGAGAUUGGCGCUCCGACCGACGACUUUAAGGCUGGCCAGUGUACCCCGAAGGAGGGAGUCGAGGUGGAUGUUGACGCGAUGGGCAAGCAGGUGAAUGAGAAGCUGGCAGAUAUCAAAGAUCAGCAGUGAAUAUGAGGGUUUUUGCAAUGCUGUUACUAGGCCUUAAUUGAGGAGGGAAAAGGGCAGGCAUUAGGACGCGUUUGUGGCCUCCUAUUAGGAAGGCAAAUAAUUGCCCAGGCGUUGAGUUUUUCCGCUUUGUUUUCUUUGAUAUAACAAGGGUGUGGUUCGUUGAUUUAAUACGAUGACUGGCUGGCUGGUUGGCGGCAGGACGAGACGGAAGGCACAUGUAUUCACGACACUCGACUCUGACAUGGAUCGCCACACACUCUCGUGCUUUAAUAAUAGUUUCUCCCCGGAGAGGGAUCACGGUUCUCUGGUUUUCCUACUCUUCUGAGAGGUUGCCUUUCUACUGUUGACCUUUCCCCCAAGGGUUAUGGCUGGCUGGUUGAAUCACAUUUGCGUUGCGAAGGUACGGUUGUUGCUCGGUUCUAAAACUCUAGGACUGUUUUUUUUUGGUAGUUAGGAGGCAGAUGGAUUAAUAGUACGGAAAAGAGAUCU